UUAAAAAUGAAUUUUAAUGUCUGGAAUGUCAAAGAGAUGCUCAGCAUCCCCUCAGGCUCUGGGCUCACUAAACCGUCUAACUGGAAUAGUAAUCAGACUGACUGUUCUUCUCUCAGUGAUUCCCAGUUCCUCUUUGGAUCUCAGUUCUGUCCUGAAAAUUCAGAAACUCUGUUACCACCCUUGGAUGCUGGCACUUACUUAAGAUACCCAAAACAGACACAACAGAAUUCUGUAGAUAAUGAACCUAGUAUUUUCACAAAAUACCAGGCGAAGCCCCAGUUGUUUGGAGGCGAUACAAAAGGUGAAGGCUUAUUUUCUCUUCCUUUGCCAGUUGGGAAACCAAAAGGACUCUCAAAACAGUUUGAGGAGAAAAAACGAAGGGCAACCGACCAAUCUGACAGUGAGACGCUGCACAACUUCGUUUCUCAUUUUCCAGAAGUCAUCCACAAGUUGCAGACAGCUGUGGAAAAGUCUGAGGACCAUCUCAGCUCUAGAAGCCAGUCUAUUUUAGACUCCGUGGAGACCAUAGCCAAGACCUUUCAAGAGACUGCGAGGGUUCAGCAUGACCUGAUGGUUGAGGUAGUGAAAGACAAAGGCAGCGUGGAGCAGGCCGUCCUUGAGAUACAGAGGGCAUGUGCAGCUAGACAAGCAGAAUUUAUGGAGAUGAAAUCCACCCUGAAGAACCUUGAAGUUUUAGUUGUCCAGCAGAGUAAGGACUUCCAGCAGUUUUGUGAUAAUCUGGGCCAGCUCAUUGUGCCUAGUGUCCUAGGAGAGCUGAAAAAAUUCACCUCUGUUCCUCAAGUGCUUGGGCAUCUGAAAGACAGCGCCUCUCAGACCUCCCCAUCUCUGACCCAGAGCCAUCAUUAUCCCAGGCAGGAACCGUAUCCCUCUGAGGAGCCAGCUACUUGGCAGGGCCAGGAGCCUCCUGCAGGGAAUCCCAGUAGGGGUUCCCAGGGGCCUACAGAGUUCGGUGUCUGGGAUGAAGGAGCAGAGAGCGACGUUUUUCAAAAGGCUACCUUGCCAACAGACAGGCCACACAGAGGCAGUGAGCAUGUGAAGGGCAAGGCCGUGCAGACGUACUGUAAGAACUGGGUUAUGACCUCCAGAAGCCUCAGUAACCACUUCUCUGUCCCAGGCCAGAAGGCCGGCAACGAGCAGGACCUGACUGCCCAAGGCGCCUCCCAGCUGGACUUUAAGUCUGAAGCCACAGUGGAGGAUGUCUGCCCCACAUACGAGGCCCAAAGCAAGUGUGCCCUUGACUCAUUUGAACAGUCAGCAGCUGAACAGAAGGGAGCCAGGACCUGCAGAAAAAGGAGGAGAGGCAAGAAGCAGCAGCCGAGGCGAGCAAAGAGAGGCAGGCUUCUAGCUAGGGUGCAAAAGCAGGCCUCAGGGAAGGCCUGUGCCAUCACGGCCGAGCGUCCCUGUCCCCAGUCUUCAGUUUGUAGCUCACAGGGGCCCCUCAUCUGUUGGCUGCCUCUGAGGAGCUCCACCAAGUCAGCUUGUCAUAUUUUAGGAGGAAGAGGAGAGACCAGUACGACAGCAGGGGCAGUGCAGGGGAACCUCCUGAAGUCUUCCCAGCACUCCUCCACAGACAGCAGUUCCCAGGGGGACCAGCAGAUAAAUUGGUUCAGUGACAUCAGCCUUGAAAACCUAGAGCCUCCUCUGUGUAAGAAGGGAGGGAAGAAUUUGCUCUCUGACCCAGAUUUUGAUAGCAGCGAUGAUGAUUUCUAA
This is a messenger RNA of Rattus rattus (black rat), 1731 nucleotides long. It is a transcript of the gene Iho1, whose product is annotated as interactor of HORMAD1 1. Lineage: Eukaryota; Metazoa; Chordata; Mammalia; Rodentia; Muridae. The coding region runs from base 7 to 1731 and encodes 574 amino acids. Gene Ontology annotation, cellular component: condensed nuclear chromosome. The transcript has 7 exons. Gene Ontology annotation, biological process: homologous chromosome pairing at meiosis; meiotic DNA double-strand break formation; DNA recombination. The record is from RefSeq and is a predicted model, not a curated record.